UCAUACACACGGCCCGACUAUGUAGCUGACAGGACGGAUGGGAGGUGGAACAAAACAAGAUACAUUGAGUUUCUUUUCCACCUAAAUGAAACUUAAUGUCCAAAGGUUUUGAUAUGAUGUGGCUGUGAUUCACCUGAUGACUCCUCCCGUGCCAAUAUAACAGCUGACUGCACGUGAAAUCUGGCACUCAACCCAGCUGACACAACACACACACUGCAAGAUGUCUGGUGAAAAAAUCAUUGUUUUCUUUGACCUGGAGGCCACUGGUUUAGACACUGAUGUGUGCGACAUCAUCCAGUUGGGGGCCAUCUGUGGACGGAUGGACUUCAAUCGCUACAUCCUGCCGACCCGCCCCCUCACUGAGAGUGCCAAGCAGGUGACGGGUCUGACCUGCAGGGAUGGCUGCCUGUUUCUCCGCGGGACUAAGGUGGAAACCGUCCCUAUGGAGGAAGCUCUCACCUCCUUCAUCGACUACCUCCGCUCUUUCCGUAAGCCUGUGCUGCUGGCGGCCCACAGUGCAAUGCGGUUUGAUGCACCUGUGAUCACCAGGUGGCUGCGUAAGCACUCCCUGCAUACAGAGUUCAAGCAGGUGGUCUCUGGGUUUGUGGAUACCUUCCCGCUGAGCAAGAACCUCCAUCGGGGUCUGAGCAGUUAUUCUCAGGUCAAUAUGGUGCGUCACUUCCUGGGAAAGACCUACAGCGCCCACAAUGGAGUGGAGGAUGCCAGCAUGCUGCAGGAGCUGUUCAACUCAUGGAGUCCCAGCCAAAAGAGCAUCUCCAGGGUGACCUACUCGACUUAAAGGUCACCUAUUGUGCAAAAUCCACUUUAUCAUGACUUUUAUACAUGAACAUGUGUCCCCUCUGUGGAAAGAGACUCUGAAAGUUUCAGGAACAAAGAUUCUCUCUCUUUUUGUCCUGAUCCAUUUCUAUAAAAACUAGGAAUGGGAAUUUGAAAGCAAAAUGUAUAUUUGAAUAUUCGACCCCCAAAAAACGGUUAACCGAAUAACCAAAAUGUACACAUCCUAUACAAAAUAUUUGAAACAGGGCUGAAACAGAGGGGAUUAUGGGAUGCUGCAAUGGUCUGUUUGGUAUUUCGAGUCACUAGCACUUCAGAGACAUGUUUUGUUUAUUUGAGACCUAUAAUAUAUAGAUGAAAAACAGUAGGGGACCUUUAAAGAAAGAUUAGCUACAGAAAAUAUACAUUAUAUUUAUAUAUUAAUUUUCUUUGUUACACUGUUCAUUCUGCAAGUUUGUUUAAUGUAACAUGUGUCAUAAUCACAGGUGUUUGUCUUAAAUUGUUGCACUUUUUUCCCACAAAUAAAGAUUUAUUUUCUAUUUGAUUCUACCA
Notothenia coriiceps (black rockcod) is the source of this 1347-nucleotide messenger RNA. RefSeq names its product three prime repair exonuclease 2-like. Gene Ontology annotation, biological process: DNA catabolic process. The record is from RefSeq and is a predicted model, not a curated record. Gene Ontology annotation, molecular function: nucleic acid binding; 3'-5'-DNA exonuclease activity. NCBI's taxonomy places the organism in Eukaryota, Metazoa, Chordata, Actinopteri, Perciformes, Nototheniidae. Gene Ontology annotation, cellular component: cytoplasm. Bases 221 to 799 code for a protein of 192 amino acids. The transcript is spliced from 3 exons.